Molecule: messenger RNA, 3945 nt
Organism: Nerophis ophidion (straightnose pipefish)
Lineage: Eukaryota; Metazoa; Chordata; Actinopteri; Syngnathiformes; Syngnathidae
Gene: gria1a
Product: glutamate receptor, ionotropic, AMPA 1a
Exons: 16
Coding region: 291-3053 (920 amino acids)
Biological process (GO): modulation of chemical synaptic transmission; synaptic transmission, glutamatergic
Cellular component (GO): plasma membrane; dendritic spine; postsynaptic membrane
Molecular function (GO): transmitter-gated monoatomic ion channel activity involved in regulation of postsynaptic membrane potential; AMPA glutamate receptor activity
Source: RefSeq, a predicted model, not a curated record
GAGCAUCAGCAGAUCGCGUAAGAGGAGGAGAGAGGGAAGGUACCUCCUUGCGCGUUCAACACCACCACCACCAACACCACCACCACCAUCAUCAUCAUCAUCAUCAUCAUCCCCGUCGUUGUCUCUCCUCGUUGAGUCCACAUCGGUGACGGUGAUGCUGCGCUAACACAGCGGAAGGAGAAGCGCCGGAGCGCGGGUGGGAUUUUUUUUUUCCAACUUGAAAAAGGCGGACGAAACCUUUAUAUGUUUGGAUUCCGGCUCUAUUCCCCUUCGCCAAUGCAACAGGAAAUAUGCAGCGAAGCUUCACCCUCCUUUACACCAGUUUACUGGGGAUGUGCUUGGCUUCAAGCGCAAGUUUCCCAAGUAACAUCAAUAUAGGAGGAUUGUUCCCCACCGAGUCCCAUGAAUAUGAAGUGUUUCGCUUCGCCCUCUCUCACCACCAAGACAUUCCCAAACUGGUGCCGCAGGUCGAUAUGGUCAAGAUGGGCAACAGCUUUUCCAUGACAUAUGCAUUCUGCUCCCAGUUCUCCAAAGGCGUGUAUGCCAUCAUCGGCUUGUACGACAGGAAGACGGUCAACAUGCUGAUGUCCUUCUGCGGCGCCCUGCAUGUCUGCUUCGUUACGCCAUCCUUCCCCAUCGAGACGGCCAAUCAGUUUGUCAUUCAGCUGAGGCCGGAGCUGCAGGACGCUCUCGUGGGUGUAAUUGAAUACUACGGAUGGACCAAGUUUGUCUACAUGUACAGUUCAGACUCAGGUCUGACUGUGCUGCAGAAAGUUCUGGACACAGCAGCAGAGAGGAACUGGCUGGUGACAUCAGUCAACGUGGAGACCAUGACUGAGGCAUCGUUCUUGAAAGUGUUCCAGGAUUUGGACAAGAGGAAGGAGGGACAGAUUAUCAUCGACUGUGAGACAGAGCGGCUUACCGGCAUCCUUAAAAAGAUUGUUGAGCAAGGCAAGAAUGCAAAGAGUUACCACUACAUCUUGGCUAACCUGGGUUUUCUGGACAUUGACCUGACAGACCUACGGAAGGGUGGCGCCAACAUCACUGGCUUCCAGCUCGUCAACAACUCAGAGCCCGGCGUCAGUCGAGUUGUCCAGCAAUGGAUGGAGUUUGACAACAAAGAUUCCAAAGUGCCCAAGAGUCGACUCAAAUACACAGGAGCUCUGACAUAUGAUGGCGUAAAAGUCAUGUCAACAGCGUUCCAGAACUUAAGGAGACAACGGAUAGACAUCUCGCGCAGAGGAAACGCUGGAGAAUGCCUCGCUAACCCACCAGCUCCCUGGGGUCAGGGCAUAGACAUCCAGAGAGCCUUGCAGCAGGUUCGUAUAGAAGGACUGACUGGCCAUAUUCAGUUCAACGAGAAAGGCCGUAGAACCAACUACACUGUUAGUGUCAUGGAACUGGCUCCGUCAGGACCCAAAAAGGUUGGCUACUGGAAUGAAGAUGAGAAGUAUGUGACCACCGCAACGUUUAUGAGAGGCAGCAAUGAGACUUAUGGCCUUCAGAACCGAACUUACAUUGUCACUACUAUAUUGGAGUCUCCAUAUGUGAUGCUGAAGAAAAACCAUGAGCAGCUUGUCGGGAAUGAUAAGUAUGAGGGCUACAUUGUGGAGCUGGCUGCAGAGAUAGCAAAACAUGUUGGCUACCAGUACAAACUGAAGAUUGUUUCAGACGGCAAAUACGGAGCCAGAGACCCUGAAACCAAGAUGUGGAACGGCAUGGUUGGAGAACUUGUGUAUGGGAAAGCCGACGUGGCUGUGGCUCCUUUAACCAUCACCUUGGUCCGUGAGGAAGUCAUCGACUUCUCCAAGCCCUUCAUGUCCUUGGGUAUCUCCAUCAUGAUCAAGAAACCCACAAAGUCCAAACCUGGAGUGUUCUCCUUCCUGGACCCCCUGGCUUAUGAGAUCUGGAUGUGCAUUGUUUUUGCCUACAUUGGCGUCAGCGUGGUGCUCUUCCUUGUCAGCCGCUUCAGCCCGUAUGAGUGGCACGCGGACGACUACGAGGAAGGAGGCGAGCCGCAGAGCCCCACUCAGGCGGCGGCCUCCAAUGGCUUGCAGCAGAGCCAGACCACCACCCAGCAGAACACCAACCAGCAAAGCGCCGAGCAGACCAAUGAGUUUGGGAUUUUCAACUCCUUGUGGUUCUCGCUGGGCGCCUUCAUGCAGCAAGGCUGUGAUAUCUCCCCACGCUCCCUUUCAGGUCGAAUUGUUGGAGGAGUGUGGUGGUUCUUUACCCUCAUCAUCAUCUCAUCCUAUACUGCCAACUUGGCUGCCUUCCUGACAGUGGAGAGAAUGGUGUCUCCUAUAGAGAGUGCUGAAGAUUUGGCCAAGCAAACAGAGAUUGCCUAUGGAACGCUGGAUGCUGGCUCUACUAAGGAGUUUUUCAGGAGGUCAAAAAUUGCCGUGUUUGAGAAGAUGUGGUCGUACAUGAAGGCCGCCGACCCGUCUGUGUUUGUCAAGACCACAGACGAGGGCGUAAUAAGGGUGAGAAAAUCCAAGGGAAAGUAUGCUUACCUGCUGGAAUCCACAAUGAAUGAGUACAUAGAGCAGAGGAAACCCUGCGACACAAUGAAAGUGGGAGGAAAUCUGGACUCCAAAGGUUACGGCAUCGCCACCCCCAAAGGCUCCCCCCUCAGAAUCCCAGUAAACCUAGCGGUGUUGAAACUCAAUGAGCAAGCCGUCUUAGACAAACUGAAAAACAAAUGGUGGUACGAUAAAGGGGAGUGUGGCAGCAAGGACUCCGGAAGAAAGGACAAGACGAGCGCUCUGAGCCUCAGCAACGUGGCUGGAGUCUUCUACAUCCUGAUCGGCGGCCUGGGCCUGGCCAUGCUAGUGGCCCUGGUGGAGUUCUGCUACAAGUCCAGGACCGAGUCACAUCGAAUGAAGCAAUCCAUCAAUGACGCCAUGCGCUGUUCCACCCUGACCAGAAUGAGCGGUAACGGGAGCGGAGGAGAGAACGGACGCCUCCUCACCCACGACUUCCCCAAAACCAUUCAGACACUGCCGUGCAUGAGCCACACUGCCAGCAUGGGACUGGGUGCCUCUGGCAUGUGAUCACAACACUGCGUUUUGGAGAAGGGGAGGGCAGGAAGACUAAUGACUCCAAAAAAACAAAACUAAACAAAACAUAAAAAACAACGUCUCCGUGGUUAGACCCAUCUAUUCUUCUGGCUGUGGCCGACUGGAACGAGAUUUAACUUACUGCCAAAAUGCACUCUUCAAACACAAGACAUUUUUUUAAUAUGUGGGUAUUGACGAUGUAAAAAAAAAAAAAAAAAGAAGGGAAGUGUGCUGCAAUAAAAAGUCUGGGUGUGUUUUUUUUUGUUCUUUUUCUUUUUACAAAAAAACCCUCAUCCUUAAGUGUGACGCCUGUGCUGUGCCAUUUGGAUGGAGUUGUCAGUCUGCAUGUGCAAAAAUGUUCACCUCAACUGCUGACCUUGUACUACCUAGAAGCUUUCUGGUGGCUGAUGGUGUCUUUGCACAGACAACAAUGUUUUGUUGUUUUGUUCUCACUCUUGCCAUGUUGGGAGGACCAAGUGCUCUGUGUAGCAUAGCCAGUUUUCUAGUCCAUGGGUUUGCACUGCUGUAUAUAUAAUGUGGUCGGUUUGAGUCACUCUCGGUCGAAGGCUGGUUGUUUGGGCCAGAACGUGCAUUGCUGCUACACCUCAUGGAACACGCCAUGCCUUGUCUUUGUGCCAUAGCACCAUUAUUUGUAUGUGCACACUGUUGUUUUCUUUUUUUAAAGCAAUGUGUGCGAUUAUAGAAAAAAGCGCAAAAUAGCGGCUAUGAGUGACCUUACACUGCAUCCUGCUGCUACAGCCUUCCCAGGACACCCACUGCUAUAAUCUGAAAUCUAGUAGCAGUACACGUGGAAUAAGACAAAUUAGAAAAAAAAAGCAAAUGAAAAUGUUCCCGGGAAAUAUUGCAUACUUGCCAACCUUGAGAC